Messenger RNA from Rattus norvegicus (Norway rat), 5460 nucleotides. RefSeq names its product zinc finger FYVE-type containing 27 (gene Zfyve27). Gene Ontology annotation, biological process: protein localization to plasma membrane; neuron projection development; endoplasmic reticulum tubular network formation. Gene Ontology annotation, cellular component: recycling endosome membrane; cytoplasm; growth cone membrane. Lineage: Eukaryota; Metazoa; Chordata; Mammalia; Rodentia; Muridae. The record is from RefSeq and is a predicted model, not a curated record. Gene Ontology annotation, molecular function: metal ion binding; endoplasmic reticulum-endosome tether activity.
GGGCGCGCCACCGCAGAGUGAGUCGCGUCCCGGAAGCGACGGCGGUGGUGGGGCAGACUGUUCUCUGGUGGACUUGCGAUUUCGGAGCGUCUGUGGGAGGUGGCGCGGCGUGGGGUGGGGCGGGCCUGAGGGGCCGCUCCCGGGCUUGGUGGCCCUUCUGUCCCCUUGGGCGCCCCUGCCCCUCCCAUUCCUGGGACAGUGUCCGGAAUGCAGUCUUCGGAUCGGGACCUGAGUGGACCAGAGGCGAGCCCCAGCGUGAUGCCUGAGGUUCUCUCUGAGUGUUCACCUGCCCCUACCAAGUCAACAGCGUUUGAUCUUUUCAACCUGGUUCUGUCCUACAAGAGGCUGGAGAUCUACCUGGAACCCCUGAAGGAUGCAGGUGACGGUGUUCGAUACUUGCUAAGGUGGCAGAUGCCUUUGUGUUCCUUGCUGACUUGCCUGGGCCUCAACAUCUUGUUCCUCACUCUGAAUGAGGGUGCAUGGUACUCCGUGGGUGCCUUGAUAAUUUCGGUGCCUGCCCUACUGGGCUACCUUCAGGAGGUGUGCCGGGCACAGCUACCAGAGUCUGAGCUGAUGAGGCGGAAGUACCACAGCGUGCGGCAGGAAGACCUGCAGAGAGUUCGCCUUUCCCGCCCUGAGGCUGUAGCUGAGGUGAAAAGCUUCUUGAUCCGACUGGAAGCCUUCUUGGCCCGCCUGUGCUAUACCUGCGAGUCAGCUUACCGUGUACUUCACUGGGAGAACCCUGUGGUGUCCUCACAGUUCUAUGGUGCUCUUCUGGGCAUGGUUUGCAUGCUCUACCUGCUGCCGCUCUGCUGGGUCCUCGCCCUUUUAAACAGCACACUCUUUCUGGGAAAUGGGGAAUUCUUCCGAGUGGUGUCUGAGUACAGGGCUUGUCUGCAGCGGCGGAUGAGCCCCAAGCAGGAAGAGUGCGUCUGUGAGGGCUCGGCACUGCAGGAUGCCGGGGGGAGGGCUGUUGUACUGGACAGCACCCCUGCCCCUACACCCACAGAGGACCUCACGCCAGGCAGUGUGGAGGAAGCUGAGGAGGCUGAGCCAGAUGAGGAGUUCAAAGAUGCAAUAGAGGAGACCCACCUGGUGGUGCUGGAGGACGAUGAGGGAACCCCAUGCCCAGCAGAGGAUGAGCUGACCAUGCAGGACAAUGGCUUCCUCAGCAAGAAUGAGGUACUGCGCAGCAAGGUGUCGAAGCUUACAGAGCGGCUCCGCAAGCGCUACCCGACCAACAACUUCGGGAACUGUGCAGGCUGUGCUGCCACCUUCUCCGUGCUGAAGAAGAGGCGAAGCUGCAGCAACUGUGGGAACAGCUUCUGCUCUCGGUGCUGCUCCUUCAAGGUGCCCAAGUCCUCCAUGGGGGCCACAGCUCCUGAAGCCCAGAGAGAGACUGUGUUUGUGUGUGCCUCCUGUAAUCAGACCUUGAGCAAAUGAGAAGAGAAGCCAGGCUCCAGCUGCCCUGGGGCCAGCAGUAGACCCAACUGCCCCAACUUUGGUCCUCUGAGGCCUGUGCUGGACAGAUGUAGCCUGACAGCUAGGCCCUUCCUGCUCUUUCCCUGCUGCCUCCAGCUGGGCUGGUGACACUCUAAGGCCCAGGGGGAGAGGAGCCUCUGGGGUCCUGGCUGUUGGUCCUGUUCUACCCUGUACCCUCUUAACUCAAGGCCAGCCAGGGAGUGUCCACCAGAGGGCAGAAGUGAGCACAGCCUGCUCUCAUCUGGGCUCUGGUGGUCAAAGCCAGACUGGCUAGGCCUUGGGAUCCAAGGAGACCGGAGGUUGGAAAAAGAGGUUCUUCCCCAUUGGGUACUGGGCAGUCUCAGCCCCAGAGCCUGCAAGGGGACUUAGAGCAGCAUGGCCUGACUCUGCCCUUUGAAUAGCCCCAGGACAUGUUGGUUUUUAGAGACAGGAUUGGAGUUACCAGGUGCCCCGAGGAGAGGGAAUGUGAGGGUGCUGGUCAAGUCCUUCAGUGUCACGUGGAUGGAUGGCAGUGUGGGGGAGCUCUACCUACAGAAUCUUAGCUCCCAUGAUUCUCUGGUGCCCUCAGCCCUGCUCGGGUGGCUACAGGGCCCUCACAUGAUUCCUACUUCCUGUUCUGAGUCUGGGGCACCCCACCUUUCUCCACUGCCACAUCUCUCUAGCCCUUAUCUCAUGGAACAUGAGGCCAGGCGAGUGGAGCAGAGAGUCUGGAAGCCUUUGAGGUUGGGGGAAGUAUGGAUCGCCUGGAUUUCAGGGCUGUUCCUAGAGAGGAGUUUACAUCGUAGGAUAGGGCACAUGGCCAGUUUUAUGUUCCCUCUUCUCUGCCAAGGGGGCGCUGCACCUCUUCUUAAGCCAUGAGCUGGCUCAGGCCCCUCCCCCAGAGCUUUUUCAGAGUAUUUAUUUAUUUAUUUCAUGGUUCCUGGGAGCAUGCAGCACAGGGUGGGAUGAAAACGAUGAGGGGCUUCUGCCUGCGACCCUUCUGUAGCCAUGGACCGCCCUUGGGGCAGAUCUUCAGGAACUUGCAUCAGUAGCAGCGGAGCUGUUUCUACCCAAGCAUGGACUUGGCGCGCACACUUGAGCCGCAUGAGUGACUCUCUGCUGAUGGGCCCCACACAGAACAGUGAGGGUUUGGCAGUGGGGACCAAGCAGGUGAGGUGUACCCCUUUGUCCUGGUGAGAGAAGGUCACCUCUGUGUAUUUAUACUGUAGAGCUGUAGAAAGGAACUCUGUGGAGAAUUGUCAAUAAAAGGCCCCACGCUUAUGGUUUUGUCAGGUCUAGUGCUGUUCGGUCUUUCACAUUGCCCAGGCUGGGCUGUAGGUGGAUCUUGCACACCUUCUGUGGCAGUGGUGAGCCAGCCAGGCCCAGUGGAAAACUGCCUUAGCAGAAGGAGGGGAGGGAUCUGUCUUGUGAUCAGACCCAGGGCCUUGGAUUGAGGUUGGAACCAGAACUUAACUAUAAGUAAUGCAGGCUUCAGAAUGGAAAGGUUUUAUCGAAUCCUCUGGGAAAGACAGGAAGGCCAGCACUGCAGGAGCCGGAGAACUAGUAAAGAGGUUCGUGGAGGGCGAGGUGAUCCAGAUUAUGUUGGUGCUGGGCACUGCACACGUUAUGCAGGUAGCAGCAGCAAGCCCAUGAGGUAGGCUCUGAUGUCCACAUGGUAAGGCAGCAGCUCUGCGAGCCAGCUCUGAGCUACCACCCACCAUGCACCUGUGUGCCAUCAUCCUACAGCCUUCACAAGGAAUCUCUGUUCUGUGUCCCUAUAGCAGAAGUCUUUUCCUCCUCUUCCUCCUCUCCCUCUUUCUUUCUCCUCUCCUCUUCUUCCUCCUCCUCCCACAAAGAAUGAUUUUAAGUCUUUUUUUUAAAAGAAGGUAUCAGGGAGAGAGUUCAGAGUAUAGUUUGAAAUAGUUGAUGUCAUCUUACUGAAAGGUGACUGUCACUGCUCAGAAAGGCUGACUGUAGUAUGUAGUCACAGAUGUGAGAAAAGGGGCUUCCUUUUUUCGUUUCCUGGAGGUCCCUGUGUGAACAGGUGGGAGGCUGUCUUCAAAUUCAGGUUUCUUCUUUGAGAACAGAGCCACCAGAGUUCAGCAGGGUUGGUGGUGGUAGUGGUGUCACCACGGAGCCUGUGGUGCAGAGUUCUCUAGGUGGGAUGACAGACAGCUUGCACGCUGUGGAACUGGAUGUCUGUGUCAAAAGACACCUGCUAGUUUGAUGGGCACCCAGGAACAGGGUCAGAGAGCCAGGUUCGGAGGGUCCUGGCACGUGGCAGGGCAGCUCUGGGACUCUGGCAUCCAGCCUGACUUGGGCUCAGGUCUGUUGAGGGUUUUGUGGUCCAGUGUGUCGAUUCCUUCAGAAAGUCUUGGCAGACCUGGAACAGGCAAUGGUUUGGGGAGGUGUUGUCUGUAGCCCUUGGGACUGAAGCCAAAUGGAUCUCCUUUAGAGGUCUGUGUUUGUCUUCCCACAGCUGGCCCUACGCACGGCUCAUUUUGCCAGGGAACGUGUCCCACCGUGCCACAGGUUCCCCUAAUUCGUGGAUAUCUUUUUUUUUUUUUUUUUGGGUUCUUUUUUUCGGAGCUGGGGACCGAACCCAGGGCCUUGCGCUUCCUAGGUAAGCGUUCUACCACUGAGCUAAAUCCCCAGCCCCUAUUCGAGGAUAUCUUAAAUGGGCAGAUGGAGGUGCAGGGGGGUCAAGUGAGUGGGAAUUGUGUUGCAGGUGUUCAUAGCAGCCAUGGCCUAAGAAUCUCUGGGUAAAGGUCACAUAUUCUGGUCCCCACUCUAAGGAGCUAGCCACCCAGCUAACAAGAACUGUCUGCCCUCCCACCCCCGCCCCAGCACCAUCCCCCUUCAGUCUCUACCAGAACAGAGAUGGCCUUGUGGCAGGAGCCCCCACUUCUCCCAGUGACCCCGCCUCCUGCCAGCAACACCCCAGCAGCACAUUCCAUUCUCUGGCCCUGCUGGUGGCUGCCGAUUCAGGUUCCUUCGGCCAUAAGCCUUCUCUGGGGCUCCAGCAGAGGCUGUUUGGGCUGGGACACUGGGCUCCAGCCACACAUAUUCCAGCAACAAGCACCCCCCGCAUUAGAUUUCCCAAGGAGUGAACUUCAAUUCAGCCAGGAUUACAGAUGGCCUUACAGUUGUGGGAUAUGGGCUUGCUUUGUGUAGACCUGAGGCUGGACACUAGUAGGGGUGAAGAGGAGUGGGUCUGCUUCUGCUGGGGCCUUGUAGCAUUACUGGAGCAGCCUCACGAUUGCCUGUGCCCUUGUCCCACCUCACUUCUGUAGAUGGGAGUAAUAGUCUGCAGACUUUCAAGCUGUGACUCCAUAUGCUGUCCUGUACUGCAUGCGAGGAUUAGGGGAAGUUUGGUGACAGCAAAAGGCUCUCAAACUCUGAGCAACUAAAAACCAACUCAAAGCCAAACUCGAAAACCCAUCGGAGGUGUUUGUGGAGCACUGUCCUGAGCACUGCACCCUGUAGAUUCCUCAUGCCACAGAGGCAGUGAAAACCCCUUGGAUCGUACAACGUGAGGCCACUGCAUGUUGUGAACUACAGUGUUUUUACUGUACGUUCAGUUCCUGCUUUUACAGGAACAUGGUGGUUUACAGAAAAUAAGGACUUACUAAUGGCCCUACUUGCAUGUAAAUAUCUAAGGAGAGUAUGUCAUUGGAUUAUUAUGUUGGAAUACUUGAUUUUAAAAUCGGUUACUGUUUGUGGACGGGUGAGAUGGCUCACUAGGUAAGCCCUGCCCACAAAGGCUGGACCCCUGACUUUGAUCCCUGGGACCUUGUUAAAAAGCCAGCCGUGUUGCAUCUGUAAUCUCAGCAUUCUUGUAGAGAAAUGCAAGGAGACAAGAGGAUGGCCCUGGAGAGUGCAGCAGUCUGGCAUAAACUAGAGUCUGCCUGAAAAAGACUGAAGGAGAGAACCAAGCCCUCUGCAUCUACACAUGCACUGUAGCACAGGCAAUAAUAAAAAUUAAAAGAGAAAUGAAAA